ACAUCCGUGCCGUUUGCCAGCUAGCCUCUUCUAGCUCUUCUGUGUAGCUUUCCUGUCGCUGUGUGUGUGUUUGAUGAGGUGUGGAGGAAAGAGGAGAUGUGGUCCUUUUUUGCCCGGGAUCCUGUCAAAGACUUUGCAUAUGAACUUCUGCCAGACACCCAAGAAAAGUCUGGAAUAUGGAGUCUACAUCGGGGAAAGCGAAAGACCAAUGGCGAGCCAGUGUCCGUGUUUGUGUACGAGGUAGCACAGGGAACAGAGCAGCAAACCCAGCUGGCCAAGGCCGCCUUCAAGCGCAUGAAGACCCUGCGGCACCCUAACAUCCUGGCUUAUGUCGAUGGAUUGGAGACAGAGAAGAGCCUGUACCUGGUUACCGAGCAGGUGACGCCCUUGUCAGUCCACCUGAAAGCCCAGGCAGAAAAGGGUGGAGCUGGGGACCUGGAGGUCUCCUGGGGACUGCACCAGAUAGUGAAAGCUCUGAGCUUCCUGGUCAACGACUGCCAUCUGCUCCAUAACAACUUGGGUGUAUGGGCUGUUUUUGUCGAUCGAGCUGGGGAGUGGAAGCUUGGGGCCCUCGACCAUGUGGUCCCUGAGCAGGGUGACACAAGCGGGGUCUCACUCCCUGCCCCCAAGGCUGUUUACCCAGACAUGGAGAAAUAUGACCCACCGGAGAUGCCCAAUAGCAGUGGAGAGAAAUGGGCAGGGGAGGUGUGGCGACUGGGCUGCCUAAUCUGGGAGGUGUUCAACGGGCCACUACCUCGCACAUCCUCCCUUCGCUCCCUUGGAAAGGUCCCCAAGUCCCUGGUCCCUCAUUACUGUGAACUGGUGGGGGCUAAUCCCCGAGCUCGGCCCAACCCAGCCCGCUUUCUCCAGAACUGCAGAGCCCCCGGGGGGUUCCUCAGCAACAGCUUUGUGGAGAGCAACCUUUUCCUGGAAGAGAUACAGAUCAAGGAGCCCGCUGAGAAGCAGCAGUUCUUCCAGGAUCUGAGUGACAAUCUGGACUCCUUCCCUGAAGACUUCUGCAAACACAAGGUCCUGCCUCAGCUGCUCACCGCCUUCGAGUUUGGCAAUGCAGGCGCUGUCGUCCUCACACCGCUCUUCAAGGUUGGGAAGUUCCUGUCAGCAGAAGAGUACCAACAGAAGAUCAUUCCUGUGAUCGUGAAGAUGUUCUCCUCCACAGACAGAGCCAUGAGGAUACGACUGCUGCAGCAGAUGGAGCAGUUCAUUCAGUAUCUAAACGAGGCAGCAGUCAAUUCCCAGAUUUUCCCUCACGUCGUUCACGGCUUCACAGACACCAACCCUGCCAUCAGAGAACAGACUGUGAAGUCUAUGUUGCUGCUGGCUCCCAAGCUGAAUGAGACCAACCUGAACCAGGAGCUGAUGCGUCACUUUGCCCGGCUGCAGGCCAAAGACGAACAAGGCCCAAUCCGGUGCAACACUACCGUCUGCCUGGGCAAGAUCGCCUCCUACCUCAAUGCCGGGACUCGACAACGUGUUCUGAUUUCUGCCUUCUCACGAGCCACUAAAGACCCCUUCCCGGCUUCCCGCUCUGCUGGUGUACUGGGCUUCGCCGCCACACACAACUACUACAGUGUAACAGAGAUCGCCGCCCGCAUCCUGCCCAACCUCUGUGCCAUUACUGUUGACCCCGACAAGAGCGUCAGGGACCAGGCAUUCAAAGCCAUCAAAAGUUUCCUGACCAAGCUGGAGACUGUGUCAGAAGACCCCACCAAGCUGGCUGAUAUAGAAAAGGACGUAGCGUCGUGUGCUCAGCCUGCAGGUGCCUCUUCCAGCUGGGCCGGCUGGGCCGUGACUGGAGUGUCCUCACUAACGUCCAAGCUGAUCCGCACCGCUCCAGGGACAGAGGGGGGUGCAGCAGCUGACGGCAGCAUGCCCGCCAGCGACAGCAACCCUACCAAUGCCACCAGUGCACCUGCACCUGAUUCUGAACAUAAAACUCCACAAUCCACUGUGACUCGCCAUCCUCCCUCUAGCCGUGCCAACCAAUCACAGAGUCUUGAAGUAACAGACAAUGAUGACGAGCCAAUAGGUGACCGCUGGGAUGAGGAGGAGGAUUGGGGAAGUUUAGAGGACCCAGAGAAAGCACACACUGACCCAGAUGACUGGAACACAGACUGGUCAGGAAUGGUAUCAUCCAAAAAGAAGGCCAGUGACAGAGGAGUGGGCCGGUCCUCGUCGUCCACGGCGGUGAAAAAGCAGAGCUCUGACUGGAGCAGCUCAGGCUGGGACGCUGAUGACAGCUGGUCCAAUGAGAAGGAAGGGCAGGGUCAGAGCUCUGCGGGCGAAGAAGGCUGGGGCAACGACUGGGGGGAGGAGGACACGGACACAACCUUGACCAGCGCAACGCUCCCCCUUCCUGAAGGGGUGCGGUUGGCCAGCGAUUACAACUGGGACAGCAGCAGCACAGCCAAGGGGGCCAGUCAGAAUGAUCUGUUCGCCAGCGUGUCCCAGAGAAACACAGCCAGCACUGCUGCCACCACGGCUGGAGAUGGCUGGGGUGCAGAGGCAACAGGGGACUGGGGAGCUGAGGAGAGCUGGGAGUCAGUGGAUGGGAACCAGGGUCUCAGCAAGGCCGAGCUGUCCAAGAAGAAAAGGGAGGAGAGGAGGAAAGAGCUGGAGGCAAAACGGGCAGAGCGCAAAGCUGCUAAAGGUCCUCUCAAACUGGGCGCACGCAAGCUGGACUGACGGGGGAUGCAAAAGCAGAUUAGAGAGUCGGGAUGGAGAGGGAGGAACAUGGACCAGUGACUGCACCCGGAGCAGCGGAUGGAGGAUUGACAUUCCACAAACAAAGGACCAGAAAGAAGUGUUAGAAGUUGAGAAAAAAAACUGUGAACAGUGUUUCGCUAUAAUAGAGGCGUUGGUUGUUGUUUGAGCGGAGGAAAGUGUUACUGUUGGUCUGAUGACAGACAGGUGAAAAAGCAACAGUCCAGUGAUUUACGAAUGCAUUAUUGGGGAUGGCAGAGCAGAAACAAAUGCAGAGACGGAAAAGCGAUAUAGAAAAUCUAGGAAGACAUGAAGCAGCACUUCUUGCAGCAGAGUUGAUCACACAAAAUGUCCCCCUCUUUUUUUUUUUUCUUUUUAAAUGCAUAACUCAAAGUUGCAGUUGUAAAGUAAAUGUAUAUAAAUGGUGCAUCUUGUCUUAAAAUGACAAAGAUAUGACACUUUUUUUUAAAAUUGAGAAAUAUAUAUAUAUAAAAAAGAAUUUAAACAUGUAUUCUACUGAAUGUUGUUCAGUAAUCUCUCUCACACACACACACACACACACACACACAGUGGAUAUGAAUGUUUUAGUUCAGCUGUCACUAACUUACAGAUUUAAGAUCAAUCCAUGCAUGCACUUGUAUAUUUGUGCGGCCCAACAAAAGAUUUCCUGGCAAAGAACUACAAAUUUGUUGUCUACUUUGCACAUUCAACACUGGAUUUUACUGUACUGAACUGGCCCGAGGGGACACACAUUUGACUGAUCUCAGAUCUGUAAAUGUGGAACAUGCACUGCUGAUGCGUGAUGAGCACAUGGAAAUGCAGUAAGUAGUUAAACUGAGGCUAGAGAACUGGUUUUAAGGGAAAAUCAAUUUGUGUGUUUACAUGUCUUUUCCUAGUGUGUUCUAUGCAGGGUAGUGCUGUGGAUGAAGGGUUAUGAAAUCUUAAGUCCUGUUAUGUUUUUGUACGUGUAUAAUCCUGCAGAUCUCACUAAAAACUUUUGAGAUCAUCUGAGGAAGUACAAUUUACAAUCAGUCAUUUUUGGCAGUGGGUGUGGUCAGUAAAGGAGAUUGAAGUAGA
Molecule: messenger RNA, 3798 nt
Organism: Micropterus salmoides (largemouth bass)
Lineage: Eukaryota; Metazoa; Chordata; Actinopteri; Centrarchiformes; Centrarchidae
Gene: scyl1
Product: SCY1-like, kinase-like 1
Exons: 18
Coding region: 97-2703 (868 amino acids)
Biological process (GO): protein phosphorylation
Molecular function (GO): ATP binding; protein kinase activity
Source: RefSeq, a predicted model, not a curated record